CCGUGGGACUGUUCCUUUGUUUACAUUCUUGCGCUCUCCGGAGGCUGCGGCGGAGAAGGAGGGCAAAAUUUCCACUGUUUUUGCUCUAUUUCUCUCUUAAUGGCUUCGUGAGGUGUGUUCCCGGUCCUGGCCUACUGUUCUUGGUGGCGCGCAACGUUCAGCACCUUGUAUUAACGUUUUGUUAUUGAUAUACGGCUGAAAUAACGGCACCAUGAUGACCCACCGCCCCGGCUGCUGCUCCUCCUCCUCCUCCUCCUCCACGCUCAAGAAGUUCUCCGUCAGCGACCGCGCCAUCCUGGACCGCCGUGUGAAGGCCAACCCUCGCUACGCCGCCGUCCAGCCGCGCACCAACACAGGGUUCAACACGCACCGCCGGCAGGAGCUUGACAAGGAGAUCCGGAAGUACUAUAAGGUGCGAAACGACGAGGAGUUCCGACGCAUCUCCCUGGGCGACCUGAUCCAGCUGAUGGUGACCCACUCCAUCGACACGGCGGCGGUGGCGGCGGAGGCGGAGGAGGAGGAGGAAGAAGAGGAGGAAGGAGAGGAGAAAGGGAAGAAGGAAGAAGAGGAGGUGGAGGAGGAGGAAGAUGAUGAAGAGAUGAAGGUUCCUCUCAGACAUCGCGACCAGCUCCGGAAAGUCCUGCACGGAAUGGAGCACUUGAUGGCACGAGGCAGCCAGUCCCCACCACCCCGGCCGUACCUCAUCAUGGACGUCCGCACACCCCAGGAAUACACCGACGGGCACAUCGCGACCGCCGUGAGCCACCCCACUCCACGCCUCUCCCGCGCCGUCGGCUGGGAGUGCAACGCCUUACUUACCCACAAGAACAGACCUGGUGCCAUCAUUGUGGUGUGCGACGAGUGCGAGGAUGCCGCCCCUAGUGCUGUGUCGACCCUCCAGCACCGCGGAUACACCAAUGCGCUGAUGCUGAGUGGCGGAGUCAGGCUAGUAAGGGACAAGAUUGGGCCGCCCUUCGUCACGACAGACUCAGCGAUGACGGAGCUCCCUCUCUCGCUGGCCAUCGCCCUACAGCACCAGUUGGAGUCGCUGGUUCUGCCGCCGCUGACGAUGAGUGACGGUGCGCAGUGGUGGGCCGCCUCGUCAGCCGCCGGUCGUGGUGGUGGUGGUGUGUCGGUUAGGUCUGGUACACAACGGUCGCUUGAUCCGCCUCUCGCUGCUCCGCCUCGCCCUCCUCCGUGGCGUUAGUGUGUGUGGAAGAGUGGAGAAAAAGCAGUCUAUUCCACGCCCUCUUCCACUGUCUGUGUGUGUGGGUGUGGGUGUCUGUGUGUGUGUGUGUGUGUGUGUGUGUGUGUGUGUAGUUCGUUUUGACAGCAGGAAAAUCCAUCUAUCUAUCUAUAUCUCCGCUGCUCCGCUCCCUCCCUGAACCUUCCCUCCAGGGGUAUGGGUGGCUGCUGCAGAAGUGUCUCCAUCUCUCCCUGUUCUGGCACUCCCUCUCAGCACACUCAGUCCUGCAACUUCCAACUCUCUCGCUGAAGUGUCUCCAUCUCUCCCUGUUCUGGCACUCCCUCUCAGCACACUCAGUCCUGCAACUUCCAACUCUCUCGCUGAAGUGUCUCCAUCUCUCCCUGUUCUGGCACUCCCUCUCAGCACACUCAAUCCUGCUACUCCCAACUCUCUACUCCCUAAAUGUGUGUGUGUGUGUGUGUGUGUGUGUGUGUGUGUGUGUGUGUGUGUGUGUGUGUGUGUGUGUCUCCUCAACUCAGAAACACAUAAACAGCUUCUUACCUCAAUCAGUGUGUGUGUGUGUGUGUGUGUGUGUGUGUGUGUGUGUGUGUGUGUGUGUGUGUGUGUGUGUGUCAACUCAGGUAAUUUUAGCAUUCCACUCUAUGUGUGUGUGUGUGUGUAUGUGUGUGUGUGUGUGUGUGUGUGUGUGUGUGUUAACAAUCGCGCACAUAGCCUUCUUAGUUCUUAUAUUGCUUUUAUGUACGCUUAUGUGUGUGUGUGUGUGUGUGUGUGUGUGUGUGUGUGUCGCCUUCCAUGUACGUAUAGAGUCAUGUGCGUGUGUUCUAGUCAUGUACGCCUUUGUUAUGUAUGUUUGUAGGAAUUGUUUUAUUAUAUGAUUACUUUUUUUUUUCUUUUCCUUCUUCUUCCUCCUCUUUCUCCUCCUCUUCCUCCUUUUCCUCCCUUCCCUCUUUCCUUUCCUCCUCUUUCUCUUCCUCCUUGCUCUCUUUCUCCUCCCCUUCAUUUUUUCUCUCCCUUCUUUCCUCUUCUUCCUUCUUUUCCUCCUCCUCUUCCUCCUCCUCCUUUUCCUCUUCCUUCUUCCUCCUCUUCCUAUGUCUCCUUCCUCCUCUUCUUCAUAUUGUUCCCUCCUCCUUUUCCUCCUCCUCCUCCUCCUCCUCCUUUUCUUCUUCCUCCUCUUCUUCAUAUUCUUCCCUCCUCUUCCUUCCUCUUCCUCCUCCUCUUCCUCUUCAAACUCAGUCAGUCAAUCAAUUUUUCAUAGUCUAUAAUUAUACAUAUAUACAUUUUUAUUCUGGUAUGUAUAGAGUAUGAUAUAUUUAUACUUUCAUAGCGUUUAUAGUGGCAGGGGCAGGAUUAUUAUUAUUAUUAUUAUUAUUAUUAUUAUUAUUAUUAUUAUUAUUAUUAUUAUUAUUGUGGUUGUUGUUGUUGUUAGUGGUAAUUUAUGAAUCCGUCCAUGUUCUUUGUCUCAGGCUCAUGAAAUAAAGAAUAAUGUAUGAAUUUGUC
Messenger RNA from Eriocheir sinensis (Chinese mitten crab), 2704 nucleotides. RefSeq names its product centrosomal protein of 41 kDa-like. The transcript has 4 exons. Lineage: Eukaryota; Metazoa; Arthropoda; Malacostraca; Decapoda; Varunidae. Bases 212 to 1207 code for a protein of 331 amino acids. Gene Ontology annotation, cellular component: ciliary basal body. The record is from RefSeq and is a predicted model, not a curated record. Gene Ontology annotation, biological process: protein polyglutamylation; cilium assembly.